GUAGGUGGGGUCUGAGAAGGAGCACUCGGGGUCGCCUGCCGCGGGGGGAGUUGUGCAGGGACGGGGUGAGGACCUGGUUGUCCGCGAUCCUUAAGGACCGAGGACCCAGGUGAGCCAAACUCCACCUUUGGGUGGGUCGCUGUCCAGCGUGGAUCACCCCCUGCGAAGGAAACCCCGCCCCCGCUGCUCCUGCGCGCCCCGCCCAGGCCCGCAGCGCGGCUGCAGCGCGAGGGGCGGAGAGGCACAGCGCGGCGAGAGGACCAGACGCCCAGGUCGCCCGCCCGCAUCCACUGCCGCAGGAGACCCAGCGCGCGCCUUCGCCCGGGCGUCCCGGCUGCUUCCUUGGCCCCCGCGACAGAUCGCCUGCCCUCCGCCUCGACCCCGGCUCAGCGCUCCCUCCCUCCGGAGCACACGCUACACCCCGUGCAGCCCCAAGACCUGCCCCCCAGCCCCUCGUCGGCGACCACCAUGGCGGAGACCAACAACGAAUGCAGCAUCAAGGUGCUUUGCCGAUUCCGGCCCCUGAACCAGGCGGAGAUUCUGCGGGGGGACAAGUUCAUCCCCAUUUUCCAAGGGGACGACAGCGUCAUUAUUGGGGGAAAGCCGUAUGUCUUCGAUCGCGUGUUCCCCCCGAACACGACUCAGGAGCAAGUUUAUCAUGCGUGUGCCAUGCAGAUCGUCAAAGACGUCCUUGCUGGCUACAAUGGCACAAUUUUUGCAUAUGGACAGACAUCCUCAGGGAAAACACAUACCAUGGAGGGAAAGCUGCACGACCCUCAGCUGAUGGGAAUCAUUCCUCGGAUUGCUCGAGACAUCUUCAACCACAUCUACUCCAUGGAUGAGAACCUCGAAUUCCACAUUAAGGUUUCUUACUUUGAGAUUUACCUGGAUAAGAUCCGAGACCUUUUGGACGUGACCAAGACAAACCUGUCUGUGCACGAGGACAAAAACCGGGUGCCGUUUGUCAAGGGCUGUACCGAACGCUUCGUGUCCAGCCCGGAGGAGAUUCUGGAUGUGAUCGACGAAGGGAAGUCGAACCGUCACGUGGCCGUCACCAACAUGAACGAGCACAGCUCUCGGAGUCACAGCAUCUUCCUCAUCAACAUCAAGCAGGAGAACAUCGAGACUGAGCAAAAGCUCAGCGGGAAGCUGUACCUUGUGGACCUGGCCGGGAGCGAGAAGGUCAGCAAGACUGGCGCGGAGGGGGCUGUGCUGGAUGAGGCCAAGAAUAUCAACAAGUCGCUGUCGGCCCUGGGGAACGUGAUCUCCGCCCUGGCUGAGGGCACGAAAAGCUACGUGCCCUACCGCGACAGCAAGAUGACGCGGAUUCUCCAGGACUCUCUGGGAGGGAACUGCAGGACAACCAUGUUCAUCUGCUGCUCGCCCUCCAGCUACAACGACGCCGAGACCAAGUCCACCCUGAUGUUCGGGCAGCGGGCAAAGACUAUUAAGAACACUGCCUCGGUGAACCUGGAGUUGACUGCUGAGCAAUGGAAGAAGAAAUACGAGAAGGAGAAGGAGAAGACCAAGGCCCAGAAGGAGACCAUUGCGAAGCUGGAGGCCGAGCUGAGCCGGUGGCGCAAUGGAGAGAACGUGCCUGAGACCGAGCGCCUGGCUGGGGAGGAUUCAGCUCUGGGAUCUGAGCUCUGCGAGGAGACGCCCGUGAACGACAACUCAUCCAUCGUGGUCCGCAUCGCCCCGGAGGAGAGGCAGAAGUACGAGGAAGAGAUCCGUCGCCUCUACAAACAGCUGGACGACAAGGAUGAUGAGAUCAACCAGCAGAGCCAGCUCAUUGAGAAGCUGAAGCAGCAGAUGCUGGACCAGGAGGAGCUGCUGGUGUCUACUCGGGGAGACAAUGAGAAGGUCCAGCGGGAGCUAAGCCACCUGCAGUCCGAGAACGACGCCGCCAAGGACGAGGUGAAGGAAGUUCUUCAGGCUCUGGAGGAGCUGGCCGUCAACUAUGACCAGAAGUCCCAGGAGGUGGAGGAGAAGAGCCAGCAGAACCAGCUGCUGGUGGACGAGCUGUCCCAGAAGGUGGCCACCAUGCUGUCCCUGGAGUCCGAGCUACAGCGACUCCAGGAGGUCAGUGGACACCAGCGAAAACGGAUCGCCGAGGUACUGAAUGGGCUGAUGAAGGACCUGAGUGAGUUCAGUGUCAUCGUGGGCAACGGUGAGAUUAAGCUGCCAGUGGAGAUCAGCGGGGCCAUCGAAGAGGAGUUCACCGUGGCCCGACUCUACAUCAGCAAAAUCAAAUCGGAGGUCAAGUCUGUGGUGAAGCGGUGCCGGCAGCUGGAGAACCUCCAGGUGGAGUGUCACCGCAAGAUGGAGGUGACUGGGCGGGAGCUGUCGUCCUGCCAACUGCUCAUCUCACAGCAUGAGGCCAAGAUCCGUUCGCUCACGGAAUACAUGCAGAGUGUGGAGCUGAAGAAGAGACAUCUGGAAGAGUCCUACGAUUCCCUGAGCGAUGAACUAGCCAAGCUUCAGGCGCAGGAAACUGUGCAUGAAGUGACCCUGAAAGACAAGGAGCCAGACACACAGGAUGCAGAGGAAGUGAAGAAGGCCCUGGAGCUGCAGAUGGAGAAUCACCGUGAGGCCCAUCACCGGCAGCUGGCCCGACUCCGGGAUGAGAUCAAUGAGAAGCAGAGGACCAUCGAUGAACUUAAAGACCUGAACCAGAAGCUGCAGCUGGAGCUGGAGAAGCUUCAGGCUGAUUAUGAGAGGCUGAAGAACGAGGAGCAUGAGAAGAGCGCCAAACUCCAGGAGCUGACAUUUCUCUACGAGCGACAUGAGCAGUCCAAGCAGGACCUCAAGGGGCUGGAGGAGACAGUCGCCCGGGAACUCCAGACCCUCCACAACCUUCGCAAGCUGUUCGUUCAAGACGUCACGACUCGAGUCAAGAAAAGUGCAGAAAUGGAGCCCGAGGACAGUGGGGGGAUUCACUCCCAGAAGCAGAAGAUCUCCUUUCUUGAGAACAACCUGGAGCAGCUUACUAAAGUUCACAAACAGCUGGUACGUGACAAUGCAGAUCUGCGUUGUGAGCUUCCAAAACUGGAAAAACGACUUAGGGCUACGGCUGAGAGAGUUAAGGCCCUGGAGGGUGCACUGAAGGAGGCCAAGGAGGGCGCCAUGAAGGACAAGCGCCGGUACCAGCAGGAGGUGGACCGGAUCAAGGAGGCCGUGCGGUACAAAAGCUCCGGGAAGCGGGGCCAUUCCGCCCAGAUCGCUAAGCCUGUGAGGCCUGGCCACUACCCGGCCUCUUCGCCCACCAACCCCUACGGCACCCGGAGCCCCGAGUGCAUCAGUUACACCAACAACCUCUUCCAGAACUACCAGAACCUGCAUCUGCAGGCUGCACCCAGCUCCACCUCAGAUAUGUACUUUGCUAACUCCUGUGCCAGCAAUGGAGCCACAUCCGGCGGCCCCUUAGCUUCCUACCAGAAGGCCAACAUGGACAACGGAAACGCCACAGACAUCAACGACAACAGGAGUGACCUGCCAUGCGGCUAUGAGGCUGAGGACCAGGCCAAGCUUUUCCCCCUCCACCAAGAGACAGCAGCCAGCUAACUCCCAUGCCUGGCUACGUAUCUGCACUUUCAGUUUCUAAGAGGGACUGAGGCCUCUUCUCUCAGCAUGCUGCACACCCUGUGGUCUCUGACACUAGCUCCCUCUCCAGCCUGUGUUGUUGGACUGUCGAUGUCCUCCUCCUCCUCCUCCUCCUCCAUAUCUUUGUACUCUGUAUCUAUACACGAGAAGCUGCUGCUGUGUCUCCCUCUCUGUCGUCCUCUCUGAGUACCUGGUGAUGUAGGUAGCGGUUUUUAUGCCUAGCCUCCCCUCCUCGUUCGGUGUUAGGGAGGAGGGGAAUGUCUUCUUCUUUCUCCCAUACACUCGUUUCUUACACCGAGUGAUGUUCGUCACCGAGUAGAGGUCACAAGAUGAUAAAGGAAAAAUAUGAGCUAGGAGGCUGUGAUCCUUCUUGCUCACAAACACACACACACACACACACACACACACACACACACACACACAGUGUACAUACAAAGCCUUAAGCAGAAGAAUGUCUUAGCAUCUACGAAAAGAGAGAAACAGAACCCCCCCCCCCUUUACAGAGCACAGAGGAGGACCCAGAGGAAGGGUUGGUAGAUUAUCCCGGCCCCCAUACGCCCUUCACCCAAGUCAGGAGACAGCGGGAACUUACUUCCGUCCUAUGGAGUCUGCCUUUUGCUCCCUUCCCCCCCAGUCUGGGAGCGUGGAUGGCUCUAGGGACUAUUCCCCUUUCUGCCCCGAGCCUCUUUUGAUACCGUCUACUUUAGAAAUCACAACCAGAACUUAGAGUCGAUAUAAAAAAAAAAAUAUUCUGAAAAGUCAAGGAGGCAGAC
This is a messenger RNA of Peromyscus leucopus (white-footed mouse), 4376 nucleotides long. It is a transcript of the gene Kif5a, whose product is annotated as kinesin family member 5A. The coding region runs from base 469 to 3564 and encodes 1031 amino acids. Gene Ontology annotation, molecular function: microtubule binding; ATP binding; microtubule motor activity. The transcript is spliced from 29 exons. The record is from RefSeq and is a predicted model, not a curated record. Lineage: Eukaryota; Metazoa; Chordata; Mammalia; Rodentia; Cricetidae. Gene Ontology annotation, biological process: microtubule-based movement.